Messenger RNA from Medicago truncatula (barrel medic), 1430 nucleotides. Its product is annotated as tobamovirus multiplication protein 1. The transcript has 10 exons. The record is from RefSeq and is a predicted model, not a curated record. Lineage: Eukaryota; Viridiplantae; Streptophyta; Magnoliopsida; Fabales; Fabaceae. The coding region runs from base 169 to 1023 and encodes 284 amino acids. Gene Ontology annotation, cellular component: plant-type vacuole membrane.
CAAUCCCCAUAUCGUAAACACACACCUAACCCACAAAUAUUAGACUGACAGCAAGACAAAGACAGGUAGCUUAGCUUAAUCUUUGUAACACUAACUAACAAAAGUGUUAACUUCUUUUCUGUCUUUGUGUUCUGUUUUUGAGUUAUUGGGUGGAAACUGUUACAAAACAUGGAGCAACUUAAGCUAACACUUUCACUUUUCUUCUCCUUCUCCGAUUCAUCUUCAUGGUUUCACCGUGAUUCCACUCAUUCCCCACUUUUCUACACUCUAUGUGCUUCUUUCUCUCUCAUCUCCUUCAUUGCUCUUAUUCAACUCAUCAGAAUUGAACUUAGAGUACCUGAAUACGGUUGGACUACUCAGAAGAUUUUCCAUCUCUUUAACUUCAUUGUUAGUGGAGUACGUGCUCUUGUGUUUGGAUUUCAUGCUCAAGUGUUUUUCUUGCAUCCUAAGGUCUUGACUUUGGUGCUGUUAGAUCUUCCUGGGCUUGUGUUUUUCUCAACAUAUACACUUCUUGUCCUUUUCUGGGCUGAAAUCUAUCACCAGGCAAGGAGUUUACCAACUGAUAAGCUCAGGAUAAUUUACAUCUCUGUAAAUGGUGCCGUAUAUUUAAUCCAGGUUGGUUUCUGGAUUUACCUCUGGUUAGAUUACAAUGAUGUUGUGGACUUCAUUGGAAAGAUAUUUAUAGCAGGUGUAUCAUUUGUAGCUGCAAUAGGCUUCCUAAUAUUUGGAGGAAGAUUAUUUUUCAUGCUGAAGCGUUUCCCAAUUGAGUCGAAGGGGAGAAGAAAGAAGCUUCAAGAGGUUGGAUUUGUGACAAUCAUAUGUUUCACCUGUUUUCUGAUAAGAUCUGUGAUGGUUCUUGUAUCUGCAGUUGAUUCGGAUGCAUCUCUUGAUGUUUUGGACCAUCCUAUUUUGGACUUCAUCUACUACAUGGUGGUUGAGAUCCUGCCUUCAGCUAUAGUCCUCUUCAUCCUACGCAAAUUGCCACCGAAGAGAAUAUCAGCUCAAUAUCACGACAUCCAUUAACUGUAGAGCAUCUUGGAUCUUACUGUAUUCUUUCACCCGUCGGUUAUUAUUUUAAUGGCGCUGCAGUUCAUGGUACUUUUUCCCCUCUUGCCCAUCAAGUAUAUUCUCAAGCAGCAGUUCCUUACAUGUGUGAUAAUCAGCAGUUGCUGCUCGGGUAGGGUAAUCUGUAAUCUUUUUUUAUUUGUGUUUCAGCAAGAUUGUGAUUUUCACUUCAUGUAAGUAAAAGGAACAAGGAUUGAGGGUAGUUCAUUGAGGGGACUAAACAUAUAGAAAUUUUUGUGAUAUAGGCUUGCGAUGAUGUAUUCAUUCAUUCCAUUUUCAAAUUUCAUGGGAUUUCUGCUGUGUAAAUUACAAAUAGAUGGAGGUGGUUACUUAAAUUAAUAAUAUACACCUUGUUUGAGUUAAAA